AUGAAUAACAAGUCGACGUUAGAUCGGAAGUAUCAGAGGUCCAGAGAAUUGGGGUAUAUACCAAGAAGGACAAUUCACAGGUCUCCUCUAAAAUUUGAGACAAUUCCUCGGAAUAGAUCAACCUUUACGCCAAAGCACAAGCUUGCAAAAUAUACAUCAGACGAUGCGAGGUAUGAUAGUGCUAGAUAUACUGAUAAUAAAAAUACUGAUUCUCCUAUAAGGUCGAUAUCUCUGUUGCCAUAUACACCUUCCAAAUUGCAGCCAACGAAGCUAUACAAAUUAUUCAACGAUAGCACGCCCGUGAAUAAAGGAAUAUUGAUAACGAACAGAAACAGAAGAUAUGAUGGGAAAAAUAGAAAGGUGGCUGCUUUGGAAGAUAGCGGAGGAAUAUUCAGCAGACUAAGGUCGUUUCUAGUCAAAUUUAGUUUGUCCAGCCAUGAAGAUGACCAGACUGAUUUGAAUUUACUCCGAAAGUCUGCCAAAAAUGUCUUAAAUGUAGAUGAAAGUCCAGAGAAUAAAGGGAACAAAAGAGUGUGGUUUGAGAAAGACGACCAUAAGGAGAUAAAGAGACGAGAUAUUUCUUUCGAGGAACCACGAGAUCUCGUUGACGAGGCUACUAUUCAGAAGCGCAAGCAUUACGAAUCAGAGCAAACAAGAAAUCGAUUCGAGGAGUUACGUGACAUAAUUAUACGGGAAAAAGAUAACAACGAACGACUUAGAAGUAAAUAUGAUGAUAGAAUCAAGUCACUUAAAAUAGAGUUUGAUAAGUGUACGAAAGAAUUAAACCAACAAAUCCUCGUUUUGCAGAAUCGUGCUAGAUUACACGUUGACGAGUUAGAGAAAACAAAAUUAGAACAAUUGGAAAGAGAAUUAUUCAAGGAACACGAAAAAUUUUUAGUAAAGCAAAAGGAACAAGAACAAGAAUUGUCCAAAGAAAGACGGAGGUUGCAGACCCUUGGAUAUGAAUUGAAUUCCAAGAGAAACAAACUUGAAAAUGAUUUGGCUACAUUGGAGAAAGACCGAGAAGCAAUCUUGCAACAGAAACUUGAAAUCAGCUUGAAAUGUAAGAACUUGGAUGAAUUAAACGAAAGGAAUAUGCAACUAACGAACAACCGCAAAACCAAUAACUUUGGUCCUAAUGACGUGGUUGUGACUAGACUUGGAUUAAAUCAGGAAAGGUAUAAACAAGAGCGGAAACUAUUAAAUGAAGAGAAACGAAUUAUAAAGUCUGACUUAGAUGCAAACGAAAAUGAUUAUGUGCAAUUCUUUGAGAAGCUAAUCGAUAUAUCCCAGUCUAUUUUAAAAGAGGGUGACACACAUAAAGAGUACAUACUAAAUGAUUUUGAAACUUUAUUGGAAUCACUAAAUACGAAAGAUAUGCCAAAGAACCUGUUGAUAAAAUUUGAAAGCAUUAAAGGCAAAUUUUCAGAGUAUCUGAAAGCCUUCCACCGCUUCCAACUGGCAUACGCUCGACUGAAAGCCCAAGAUAUAGGUGAAGAAUACAAUAUCGAUAACCUUAUAGAUAUCAGGUCUCUCUUCACCCGACUCACCGAAAGUUUCAGUAAGUCCAUCUACAAGAAGCGUAAGGGCCUAUUUCAAAUGAACCAGGAAAUUUCAGCUUUUCAGAUUAACCUUAUGUCUUCCUCCACAAGUAGUCAGCGUUGUAGAGACAUUGCCAAUGCCUACGAUAAGAGAAGUAAAAUAUUAAAUGAAAUGAAAGUACUCAACGAAUUAUUGAUAAGUCUAUCAGUUCUACUGAAACAAUUAGAAGAAAUAAUCAUUAUCAUUGGACAUUCCCCUAAUAUACCUCUGAACGGUUUACUACUAGAUACCGAUCUGAUCGAAGAUCAUUAUCUGCUGGAAAUAUAA
Debaryomyces hansenii CBS767 is the source of this 1869-nucleotide messenger RNA. RefSeq names its product DEHA2E02816p. The coding region runs from base 1 to 1869 and encodes 622 amino acids. The transcript has a single exon. The record is from RefSeq and is a predicted model, not a curated record. Lineage: Eukaryota; Fungi; Ascomycota; Pichiomycetes; Serinales; Debaryomycetaceae.